This is a messenger RNA of Pyrenophora tritici-repentis Pt-1C-BFP, 1542 nucleotides long. The record is from RefSeq and is a predicted model, not a curated record. Lineage: Eukaryota; Fungi; Ascomycota; Dothideomycetes; Pleosporales; Pleosporaceae.
AUGUUUCUGAGGCAGGUGCUGGAUGUGGUGUUUGCCGAACGCUACCUAAACGCAUCCAACGGUGAUCUCGGUCUCGCUGCGACUCUCUUUUUCGACGAGUCUACUGAACAACAAGACGCUACUUCUGAGCCCGACGUCGACAUGGCCGAUUCCGAUCCAACACCCGAUCCCACGCAGAACCCUCCGCCACCAACAAGCGCUGGCGGCGGACGCACUCUUGGUGGCGCGUACGUUCCUCCUUCACAGGCACCAGCAGCAGCAUCAUCAUCAUCUCGGCCUGCCGCUGGCCGUGGACAGCCCACACAACGAGGUGUGGCAGGUGCGAGGACGCUGAGGGACUUGCAAUCAGGUGGCGGACACGGACACGCCCACGACGACGAUGAUGGCGACGACGGACCGGAUGAAGAGAACCAGGACUUCUUUGCCGGUGGCGAGAAGUCGGGCCUAGCAGUCCAAAACCCCAACCAGUCGAAUCCUCGCGAUCAGAUCAACAGCAUCCUAAAGCGGGCACGGCAGAAUGCUCCCCGACCGGGUGGUGACGAAGAGCCGCCAACCAGCUCAUUCUUCCGUGGUGCUGGUACUACGCUGGGCGGUGACGAUGCUCCCUCACGUACGAUCCCGGACCCCAACGCCAAUAUCCCCGCACCGCCCCCGCGCGCUCAUCGCGAACUCCAUCUCUGGCGCGACGGCUUCUCGGUCGAUGACGGCGACUUGUUCCGCUACGACGACCCGGCUAAUGCGCGCACGCUUGAGAUGAUAAACACGGGCCAUGCUCCGCUACACAUUCUAAACGUUGAGCACGGGCAGGAAGUGGACGUCGAGGUACAUGCGCACAAGGAUGAGGACUAUGUGAAGCCAAAGAAGAAGUACGUUCCUUUCUCGGGAAACGGAAACAGACUUGGUAGCCCUACCCCUGGUGCAAGUUCAUCGGCUAGUACCAUGCCGCAGCCGGCCUCAGGGAGCACGGCGGCCUCGACCUCGGGAGGCUCUGCGCAACCUACAGUUGACGUGGAUUCGUCGACGCCUACGCUUACGCUACAAGUUCGCCUCGGUGAUGGCACACGGUUGUCGUCCCGGUUCAACACCACACACACCAUCGGCGAUGUCUACGACUUUGUGGACAGGGCUAGACCGGAUAGCCAGGGUCGCCAGUGGGCGCUGAUGACGACAUUCCCUAGCAAGGAGUUGACUGACAAGUCGCAGGUGCUAGGUGACAUUGCAGAAUUCAAGCGCGGCGGUGUUGUGGUGCAGAAGUGGAAGUAGGAAGCGCUGUACGUCGGUGUGCACUCGAGUCAAAAAUUGCCGGAAUGGUGCGGGGCACGGGUAAUAUCAAGAUAGCAGAAGCGUUGGGCUGAUGGUGAUCACAAGUGGAUGAUUGCACGACUGCAUCAGCAUCAUGCAUCGAUGCAGAGAGCGAGGCGUUGGUAGACUUGGGAAGGUAUUUCGACGUGACAUGGCAAAUGCCGAAAUAGCAUAACUUGAGAUAAACAUCGAUGCUGCACGUUGCACGUUGCGACGUUGCACAAUGGUUACGCACUCUAA